This is a messenger RNA of Labeo rohita (rohu), 1866 nucleotides long. RefSeq names its product EEIG family member 2a (gene eeig2a). The transcript has 11 exons. NCBI's taxonomy places the organism in Eukaryota, Metazoa, Chordata, Actinopteri, Cypriniformes, Cyprinidae. The coding region runs from base 141 to 1253 and encodes 370 amino acids. The record is from RefSeq and is a predicted model, not a curated record.
CAGCAGCGUUUAAAAAACCGUCCUGCGCGCACACGCCGACUCAAACAACUCUGAGGCGCGAGAAAGCGUUUGGGUUCUUCUCCUGAAGUCCCAUUCGUGGAGUAUAACAGCAAAUCUGUCGUCCUCCACAUAUUCGAUCAAUGGCUUUCAUCAUGAUGAAAAAGAAGAGGUUUAAGUUUAAAGUAGAUGUGGAGGUGGAGGAGCUGUCAUCUGUCCCGUAUGUGAACGGAGUUCUGUUCUGCAAGGUUCGACUGACGGACGGAGGCUUUUCAGAUGAGUCUUCGAGAGAGCCAGUUCUUGUGAAUUGUGUUAAAUGGAAGAAAAGAUUCUCCUUUUUAUGCAAGAUGAGUGCUAAUGCGGGGACAGGCGUGUUGGAUCCAUGCGUUUUCCGGGUAUCUGUAAGAAAGGAGCUCAAGGGUGGAAAGACAUUUGCAAAGCUUGGCUUUGCUGAUUUAAACUUGGCUGAGUUUGCCGGUUCAGGAAGCACCACACGGCGCUGUCUAUUGGAGGGGUACAACACCAAAAACACGCGUCAGGACAACUCUAUGCUGAAGGUGAUAAUCAGUAUGCAGCUAAUGUCGGGUGAUCCUUGCUUUAAAACGCCUCCAUCCACUGCAAUGACCAUUGGUUUUCCUGGAGAAAUAGAGACAUGUCUACAUGAGGACAGAAGAGGAGAGACACAGAAUACAACUCAUAUCUGUACAGAAAACCCAGGAAAAAUUGGCUUCAGUCAUGGUUCUGUUCCAGAUGAACUGGGAAAGAGUGGCCACUCAAGAACCGCCAGUUAUGCCAGCCAGCAGUCCAAGUUUUCUGGCUACAGCACAGGUCACUCACGCUCCUCCAGUCUGACGGAGUUCUCUCAUAGGAGGAACUUGUCUGUGGGCAGUGCUUCCACUGGGAUUGGUAGCCUACCAGAGCCCAGUGAGGACAGAGAGUCCCGCACACAGGCCUGUACACCUUUACCCCAUCACUUAGUCACACCGUCCCACAGUGGGAUCAUAGCCAACAGGCACCCUGUAAAGCAGGACUCGGUUGAGUCUCAGCUAAAGCGAGUGGACGCUACCAGAGUGGAUGCUGAUGAUAUCAUCGAGACAAUCCUACAGGGCAAAGAUUUCAGCCGCAGCAUACUGGAUUCUAGUAAUGAAGAGGAGGGUUUGCGACUAUUUGUUGGGCCAGGAGGCAGCACUGCAUUGGGCUCUCAGCACACCAGGGUUGGUGCUGGAGCUUUUGAACAGGUGGUUAUAAAACGCUAGACUGAACGUCCGUGGGGGAAGGUGAUGUAAUAUCCUGUGUCAAACGAGGGGACAGCAGUUGUCUUCGAUCACAAGUAGCAGUUCUAUACUGGGCUCCUGACAAAUUCAUGGGCUCUAGGAAUUUGUGGAAUCACUGCUCCCCCUAGUGGUAAAGCUCUGAAGACAAACAGAAGCUUUGCUUUAGCUCAAAGUAACAGGAAAUACUUGGCUUGGUAUUGGUUUACCAAAAAUAGUUGGUUAUAGUUCACACAGACAUUUAAAAAAACACUUGGAACCACCGGUGGAACUGAAAAAGCAUGUUACAGUUUUUCAGGACUAUUUUUUUUAUAUGUAAAAUUCAAUUUUUUUUUUUUUUUUCAAAACCACUGACACGGACUGAUGCACUUUGGACUUUUUAUUUGAUGUUUCCUUGUUUAGAUGCUGCUAAUUUGAGAAAAAAAAUCAAGUAUACUAAUUUAAAGUAUACUAUUGAUUACAAGUAUUUUUGUGAGACCACCCAUAAAGGUAGUCUAAAUGUUACAGACGUGCUGGUUUAAAAAAAAAAACUGUAUAAACCGUAAACAGUUGACAGCUAAGAUGGACUGUACUGUCUGUAGGAAGUUGUUUUUUUUUA